UUUGAUUUAUUAGACAAUGGAAAAGAAAGAGUAUUUUGUAAUUGGUUUGGCGUUGGUACAGCUUUUGUCUUUUCGAUAUUUCUGAAAGGAUUUUUCCCUCUGAAACAAGGACUGAAAGGUUUUGCCAAACUGGAGGAUUCCCCAGUCGUGCCUGGAGAUACCGUUAAUUCAGUACCAAGUGGACGCUACGACAGACUUAUCGUAGUUGUUAUUGAUGCAUUGAGGGCGGACUUUGUUCUUGCUUCUCAAACGUAUAUGCCGUUCCUGAAGGAAUUGAUAAGAGAUCAUCAUGUGCUGUCUUUCACUGCAAAGGCCCACCCACCAACUGUUACACUACCUCGAAUAAAGGCACUAACAACUGGUGGCAUCCCAGGAUUUGUCGAUGUUGUUCUGAACUUUGGUUCAAGUUCCCUGGAUGAGGACAACAUCAUCUCGCAGCUGAAGAGAGCAGGAAAGGAGAUAGUGUUUUAUGGUGAUGAUACAUGGAUGAAGCUGUUCCCAGAUCACUUUGACAGGACCGAUGGCACAACGUCCUUCUUUGUCACAGAUUAUACUGAGGUUGAUGUGAUGGUGACCCGCCACCUCCCAGAGGAGAUAACUCUUGAUGACUGGGAUGUCAUGAUCCUCCACUACCUCGGACUGGACCACAUCGGUCAUCUCGAUGGCCCAAGGAGUCCCCUUAUCAGUCCCAAACUGUUCGAGAUGGACAACAUUCUGCAGAAGUUGUAUCAAGCGAUGAGGCAAUGGUCGGAAGAGAGGGACUUGACAAGUCUGAUGAUGGUGUGUGGAGAUCAUGGCAUGAGUGAUCAGGGCGGCCAUGGUGGGGCAUCACCAGGGGAGACAACUGUUCCUGUCAUCUUCCUCAGUCCAAGCCUCCAUGAUGUUGUACCAGGAUUGAACCUGGCUAGUGCAGGAAGCAUCAUGCAGAUCGAUGUUGCCCCCACUCUGGCUGCCCUCAUGGGAAUACCCAUACCUAAAAAUAGCCUGGGGGAGAUCGUUGCCCCAACUCUGGUUGGUUACAGCCUCGAGGACAAGGUCCGACUGAUGCAGCUCAAUGCCCACCAGGUGGCAGUCUUACUUGAGCAGAAUGUAGCUGAUGUGGAGAAAGAAACUGGAUAUCGUCGUUAUCGGCAAGUGAUGAUCAGACACUCUGAUUGGCUCAAGACCAAAAGUGCAAACUUGUCAACAGUAUCCUGGGAGAUGCUUGGUAAUCGUCUGGUGAAGGAUUAUGGGAACGCUGUGCAGGAGAUGAGGUCAAGGGUCAGCGAAACCUCCACACACUAUGACCUGUAUGGGAUGGCAGUGGGCAUUGUAUUGAUCAGUCUGAUACUGUUAUUCCUGCUCUUGUUGUCAGUGUCAGACAUGUCAACAUUGAAACUUUCAACCAAUAGAAUAGCAGUUUGUCUCAUUUGCUGCAUCCCUGUUGUGCUGGGUCACAUGACCAUGUGUACAAGUCAGCUCCGCAGUGACUUCCUGUGUACAACCAGUAUCCUCCUCCUUCCAAUUCAGCUAAUCACAAUGAUGGCUGUUGUCAUGGCAACACUGUUCCUGGUUAUGUUCUUGGUCAGAUACAGAGGCCGAAUUAUGUGUUUGAGGAUGUCAUGGGUUGGGUGGGUGUUUAUGGGAGGGUCAGUACUGCACACUCUUAGCCUGCUGUCCAGCAGUUUUGUGGAGGAAGAACAUCAGACCUGGUACUUCUAUAUCACCACCCUGCACGCUGUCAUCAUCUGUAAUCUCAUAUGUGUCGUCUGCUCUCAAUCAGUGAAUCAAAAGGGAGGGAGAACUGGUGCUCGUGAUAGAUAUGAACAAACCACAGACAGUCUGAAUGUUCAUAAGCUUCACAAAGACACAUCUUACCAUGAGAUGUCCAAUCAGAGUGAGAAGUUAGACAGUGGUACAUCAAGUAUUACAUGGUGGACGUCGGUGACAUCAGUGGCAGCCAUGUUUGUUGUGCUGAUGCUGUGCCGGAUAUUGAGGAGAUGGAAUCAGACGGGAGACAAAUGGCGAACUGUUCCUGACAUUGGGGACUGGCUUGUCAGACCGGAGAACAAGUCUGCUCUAUCAACUGUAGUGGUCAUCUCUAUGUUGUGUCUUGUUAUCACCAGAUGGCGUUCAUCAUGUCUUAUCCAAUCAUCUUGCAGUAUUUUUGCUGUGAUAUCUGCCUACUGCUCUAAAGCGGCUACAGGUGUGAUUGUGUUCCCAGGUGUAUACUCUGGGGUGACCAAAGGAGUCCCAGAAGCCCAGGUGACAUACUUGAUCCUUCUCCUAACGCUUAUCCUGUUGCUAUGGCAAUGGAAGAGUCAGCGAGAGGAUCCUGGGUACCAGACAGCUUACCUGUGGUCAGGCUUACAGACAAUAUGGCUGUUGGUCAUGAUGCUGUUGCUACGACCACACAAUUCAGCCAUGGUUGCCAUGGCAGCUGCAGUAGAGGGCCUGGUGUCCAGUCACAUGAUCUCAGUUGUCAAGCUGCGUCCUGCAUUCCUGACUCUGUACUGUUUGUGGAUGGGACAGGCUGCUUUCUUCUUCCAGGGCAACUCCAACAGCCUGUCCACAGUGGACGUGGCUGCUGGCUACGUUGGUCUCCAGGACUACAACCCUCUUCUCAUUGGUUUGUUGAUGUGUCUCUCCACUUAUGCUGGACCAAUCUUCUGGAUGAUCUCACUCCUCAAAUACAUCAGCAUGGUGGACGGCAACUUAGACGACAUUUCCAAAACCAACAAACUGAAGGUUCGUCACCAGGAGGCUGCAGUGACCAUAUUGAUGUCCCGAGGUCUCCCACUGUCUGUGUAUUGUGUGCUUGUGACCAUUGAGAGGUACCACCUGUUUGUGUGGACGGUCUUCUCCCCCAAGUUGUUGUAUGAAGGUGUGACUACCGUCGUCCUGUCAGUGUUUGCCAUACUCCAUGCAGUCCUAGCACACAGUCACCACAGUACCACCAAAGGCAGAAAAAUGCAGGAGUGAUAAUCACCAGGAAGUGAUGAAGAGAACAAGAACCUUUGUAAUAAACUAUUAACGUAU
Messenger RNA from Haliotis rubra (blacklip abalone), 3018 nucleotides. RefSeq names its product GPI ethanolamine phosphate transferase 2-like. Gene Ontology annotation, cellular component: endoplasmic reticulum membrane. The transcript is spliced from 12 exons. The annotation marks the transcript as partial. The record is from RefSeq and is a predicted model, not a curated record. Gene Ontology annotation, biological process: GPI anchor biosynthetic process. NCBI's taxonomy places the organism in Eukaryota, Metazoa, Mollusca, Gastropoda, Lepetellida, Haliotidae.